This is a messenger RNA of Babesia microti strain RI, 1299 nucleotides long. RefSeq lists its product as hypothetical. NCBI's taxonomy places the organism in Eukaryota, Apicomplexa, Aconoidasida, Piroplasmida, Babesiidae. Gene Ontology annotation, molecular function: protein binding. The record is from RefSeq and is a predicted model, not a curated record. Bases 1 to 1299 code for a protein of 432 amino acids. The transcript has a single exon.
AUGGGAGGGGACUAUGAUGAGAUUGGGGAGGAAUUUCUAUACACCGUUAGGGUGGGAAUGCUCAGUGAAGUUGCAGAGUUUAUAAAUGAAAAUCCAAGUUUGAAUAUAAAUUACAUAAAUGAAGAUGGAAAUACAGCUAUUCACUAUGCAGCUGCCAAUAACAAGGGCGAUGUGUUGAGAUUCCUAAUUGAAAAAGGAUCCAUUUUUAACGUAAAAAACAAAAGUGGUAACACUCCUUUACAAUGGGCGGUCCAGACCAACAGUUUAAAUUCAGUUGAAGUGUUACUUUCUGUAAAAGAGGGAGAAUUCUUGAGACAUUUUGACUUGUUGGCCACUAAUGUUUAUGGCAAAUCUGUAAUUGGCGAUGCGUUUGAAAGAGGCAAUACUGAUAUUAUACAAUUAAUUCUCUCUCAUCCUUGUUCUGAGCAGUUGGUAGCUCAUAACACAGUUGACGCAUCAAAUGAUCCCUUUAAAAUAAUUCAACAAUUCGAUCUAAACUUCAUAAUACACAACACCAAAAUUGUGAUCAGAGAAGUGGCACUAAAUGCCACUGGGGAUUUAAGUGUCUCAAUUAUACCGGACUCAUCAGAACCCGAUUUUACAGGUGUUAUUGUUUGGGAGGCAGCCAUAUGUCUAUCCAAUUGGAUAGCAGAUCUCACUGGACAGUUUGACAAUAAAGUAGUACUUGAACUGGGUGCAGGCUGCGGUUUACCUGGGAUCACUGCUGCAAUUUUUAACACUUCAAAAGUCAUCCUCACUGAUUACUCUCCAAUAUCUCUUGAAAACCUAAAGCAUAAUGUACAAGUCAACUAUAGCACUAUUAAAUCGCAAGUUGAGGUUUUAAAGCUAGAUUGGAAUGAUUACAAGGGAUUAGACCCACGAAGUAUCGAUAUUAUCAUUGCUAGCGAUAUUAUUUACGACAAAAUGCAACCACUCAACAUAAUAAACACCGUUACGCACCUUUUGAAAGUCGGUGGCAAAUUUUUGUACACCUACACAGAUGAAAGAGCUGGGAUUGAUGAGUUUAUCGCACUAAUUAAAGGAUUCAAUCUGGAAAUUAGCAAAAUCCCAAACAAAUAUCGCAAAUUGGAUAUCCCGAAUAUAUCCGCAGAUUGUAUACAACUAAAAUUCCCUAUCAUUUUUGAUGAUCAAUCAGCUGACAUAACAACUAAUCCACAGUCUAACGACUCGACUAAUGAUAUGAUUGAAUUAGAUGGAGAAGUCGAUCGGCAUGGCAGUGGUUACAGAAAUAUAGUUUCAAGGGGAAUCCUUAAAAUGUUAUGCGCCACUAAAUUGUGA